Messenger RNA from Thunnus maccoyii (southern bluefin tuna), 4545 nucleotides. RefSeq names its product leucine-rich repeat containing G protein-coupled receptor 4 (gene lgr4). Gene Ontology annotation, cellular component: membrane. NCBI's taxonomy places the organism in Eukaryota, Metazoa, Chordata, Actinopteri, Scombriformes, Scombridae. Gene Ontology annotation, molecular function: G protein-coupled receptor activity; protein binding. Bases 891 to 3830 code for a protein of 979 amino acids. Gene Ontology annotation, biological process: G protein-coupled receptor signaling pathway. The transcript is spliced from 18 exons. The record is from RefSeq and is a predicted model, not a curated record.
CGCAAAUUAACUGUAACUUUCCUAAAACAAUCUGUUUUAUUUCAGAAGAAAUAAGUUAACAUUUUUGCUAUUAUGGUUGUAUCUUACAGUAUACUCUUAGGGUAGUCCUUGUAUGUUAAACAUGUUGGUAGGAUGAGGGUUAAACAAUCAUUACUCAGUAACUCUGUGCAGCCUUGUGUGAGCAGCUUUACCUGACUUUUUUUUUUUUUGCAGAGUCCUAGCUGGUUGAGUGUGCAGCCGGUUGGUGCAGGUUUUCAGUGUGUUACAGGCCGGGCCCAGUGCUGCAGGUUGUCCGGUAGGGUGCCUGCCGAGCUACAAGCAUGCUGUUGAUGUCAGGAGCAAAAGGAGGGGAACGUGAGGAAUGGCUGAAAGCUGACGGUGAUCUGUAGCAAACAAACCAGGACGUCAAACGAUUUGUCCGGUAACUGUUUAACUGACGGUUUCCCCGCCGCCCGGGAUCAGCCUCUUUGUAGCGACGCAUUAACAGGCACCGCUCGGGUUUUUUUGGUUAUUUAAUGGGACAACGAAAACGCAAAAAACGCAAGGUAGGCUACCGCUGCUGUCGCCAGCAUUGCUACUUUAUUUUCAUGGACUAAUACGACACGCAGGGGGUUUGAGAAAUGUUUCACGGCAAGGUAAACCGCUCGUCUUCGAGGACAACGUUGGGGUUUUAACGCUAGCUUAACGUUUAACGUGGAUGUUUGUUUUGUAUGAAGUGUCCGGACGUUUUAUAUUGUUUUGAAAAAGCGACGGUUAGGCUUCAUCUCUUCAUGCCUCAACCGACCAAACCACAUGAGAAGUCGACGUCCGGAAUAGAUUAAACCACAAACAAAGCCCACCCUCCCCUCCUAUUUUUUUUAAUCGCUUUCACCUGAACCGACGAGGAGAAAAUGCGUGUGGAUUUGUUUUGGGUAUGUUUGUGGUGUUUCCUUCGCCCCGGUGCCACCGGUCAAGGGCAGUCGACUCCGGCCGUUUGUUCGCCCUCAUGCAGCUGCGAUGAAGAUGGGGGUGCAGACUGCUCCGGGAGAGGACUGACCACCGUCCCAACUGGGCUCAGUGCUUUCACUUAUUACCUAGACCUGAGCAUGAACAACAUCACUGAGCUUCCAGCAUAUGUGUUCAAGAACUUCCCUUAUCUGGAAGAACUACGACUUGCGGGGAAUGACCUGUCCUUCAUCCACCCUGAAGCCCUGUCUGGACUGCAUCAGCUCAAAGUCUUGAUGCUUCAGAAUAAUCAACUGAAGACUGUGCCCAGUGCAGCCCUGAAGAUGCUUCAUGCUCUCCAGUCUCUUCGCCUGGAUGCAAACCAUAUUACCACUGUUCCAGAGGACAGUUUCGAAGGCCUUCAGCAACUGCGCCAUCUGUGGUUGGAUGAUAACAACCUGACGGAGGUCCCCGUUGGUUCUCUGAAACACCAGGCGAACCUACAGGCUCUGACGUUGGCACUCAACCGCAUCUCGUACAUACCGGACAACGCCUUUGCAAACCUCACCAGUCUAGUUGUGCUGCAUCUUCACAACAACAGAAUUAAGGAGAUAGGAGACAACUGUUUUGCUGGUCUAGUGAACCUGGAGACACUAGAUCUUAAUUUCAACAACCUCGUGGUUUUUCCCAGAGCAAUAGAGGCCCUGCCCAAACUCAAAGAGCUUGGCUUUCACAGCAAUGAUAUUGCUUCCAUACCUGAAGGGGCCUUCCAUAACAACCCCCUGCUGCGAACCAUACAUCUUUAUGACAACCCUCUGUCCUUCGUGGGUGCUUCGGCUUUCCAGAAUCUGUCUGACCUCCACUCACUGAUGUUGCGGGGGGCCAGUAUGAUGCAGGACUUCCCGAUCCUCACAUUGACUAACAACCUUGAGAGCCUAACGUUGUCAGGAACCAAGAUAUCGUCCAUCCCCGCUGAUCUGUGUGAGGAUCUCAAGUUGCUUCGGACUCUAGAUCUGUCCUACAAUGAGAUCAAGGAUCUCCCAUCUCUUCAGGGCUGUGUCCGACUGCAGGAGAUAAGCUUUCAGCACAACCACAUUCAACAAAUUGACAGGGACACUUUUCAAGGUCUCUCUGCUCUACGUUUACUAGACCUGAGCAGAAAUGAAAUCAGAAUCAUCCACAGAGAUGCUUUCCUCACCCUCACUGCACUCACCAACCUAGAUCUGAGCAUGAACUCUCUGACAGUGCUUCCAACAACUGGACUGAGUGCCCUCAGUCAACUGAAACUCUCAGGGAACCCGCAGAUGAAAAAUGUGCUGACUGCGAGAAACUUACCCAAACUCAGGUCCAUCUCUGUCCCAUACGCCUACCAGUGUUGUGCAUUUGUUGGAUGUGACUCACUAACGAGUUCUUCUGAGGAUAAUGACGUAAAGAAAUCAACAGGUGGGGAGGAUGUGGAAAGAAUCUCAAUGAUUAUGCAUUGCUCUCCUUCACCAGGAGCCUUUAAACCUUGUGAGCACCUCCUGGGCAACUGGAUGAUUCGUCUGACAGUCUGGUUCAUCUGCUUGGUGUCCCUGGUCUUUAACAGCCUGGUGCUGGUAGCCACCUUCUCCCCCACACACCGAGCCACAGGCCAUUCCCACUCCCUGACCCCAUCUCUCUCUCCAGCGAGGCUACUGAUGGGACUGCUGGCGCUGGCCAACCUGCUGACAGGCCUGUAUGUCGGCGUGCUAACCGUGCUUGACGUCGCCACCUGGGGCACCUUUGCUGAGUUCGGUGUGUGGUGGGAGAUGGGGCCCGGCUGUCAGGUCACGGGAGCUCUGGCCGUCUUCUCGUCGGAGUGGGCAGUCUUGUUACUCUCGCUGGCAGCCGUGGAGCGCAGCGUGGCCGUGCGGGAGAUUCUCGGGAAGGUACUGAUGUCACCCAGGAGGAGCGGCGGCAGCCAUCGCGGAUGCUGGAGAGGAGAUCGACGCUUCAGCCUCGCUGCAGGACUCCUGGGGCUGCUGGCUGCUGCUGGAGCCUGUCUGCCUCUCCUCACCUCCAGUGGCCAGUCUGCCUCUCCUCUCUGCCUGCCCUUCGCUGGUGGCGAGAGUCCAGCUCUGAGUGUCACAGUCGUUCUGGUGCUGCUCAACGCGCUGGCUUACCUGUUCACUGCAGCUGUGUACACUCAGCUGUACUGCCAACUGGGCAGGGUGGAGCUGGCAGACCCAGAGCAGACAGGUGCCCUGCGCCAUGUAGCCUGGCUUAUCUUCACCAAUUGCAUCUUCUUCUGCCCUGUAGCAGCUUUCUCCUUCGCUCCUCUCUUGACUGGCUCUACAGCCGGUGGCCCAGAGAUUGCCAAGUCUGUCACUCUCAUUUUCUUCCCGCUGCCUGCGUGCCUCAACCCAGUGCUGUACGUGUUCUUCAGCCCGGCCUUCAGGGAGGACUGGCUGAGGCUACGCGGCCACGGAGGUCUGACCAGGGAGGUGAAGGCUGGCGCUGAAAGUCACAGAGAUGAUGGUGGCGGAGGGUCGGAGCUCACGGACGGAGGCUCCUCCACUCACCUAGGCUUUGACUGUGGGGUGUACUCACAGCUUUGUGGAGAGACAGUUGUAUGUGAACAGUGUGAGGCAGCACUGCAUGCCAGGACCUGCUCCUCCCCCUCAUCCUCCACAGUCUGUAGACACUUGGUAAAGUCUCAUAGCUGUCCCACCCUCUUGGCGGGAGCUGCGGUGUGCCAGCGCACCGAGGGGUUUUGGGCAGACAGCAGCACACCCUCCGCUCAGUCUGAGUACGCGGACGAGGGGGACUCGUUUGUGUCGGACAGCUCAGACCAGGUUCAGGCCUGCAGCAGAGCCUGUUUCUGUCAGAGCAGAGGCCUUCCUCUCGUACACUACUCAUACAACAUACCUCGAGUCAAAGACUAAGGAUGCUUCAGAGCUCCAGUACGUCUGUGUGCACAGAUCUCUCUGUCAUGUGAAUUAAGAUGCUACAUUUUUAUAUCAAACAACAAAAUGUGCCAACUACCCUGCUAAAAGACUAUUCAGCCAGCACUUAUGUUUGUAAUUACUGUGUAAACAGAGAUGCAACCCAUCAUUUAAAGGGAACUCUUGGUAUGCUUUUUGAACUUGGAGACUAUUUCUAAGUGUAUGUUUUGCCCAGCAGUGGUCAAACUGAGCUGAACUGAGCGCAUCAUGUUACACGCUGGUCGACAAAAGGAAGCUGCAAAAGGAAAAUCUCGCCACCAGUGCCUGCCUCUUGCUUUCGAUUGGAUAUCAUGAUGAUGCAAGCCUCAAUUUAUGUUCAAGGAUUUUGUGAUUUCUCUGUUUUACCUGUACUUAUAAGCUUUUUAAAUUUAGUUUUUAAUUGUUAUACAUCUUGUCAAUUUUUAAAGCUUCUUCACAGCAACUGUUGAUUUUAUACCUUGAUUUUUUUUUUUUUUUUUUUUUUUACAUAAAUGUAGCAAAUGUAAUAAUCACCCUAGACUUUUCCUUGUGAAUGUAACUUUCAGGUGUUCUUCACCUAACAGAGAGGAUUAAUGUAACGUCAGCAAUAACUUCUGCCCUACCUGCCUGUGAUUAGUGUGAUAAUGGUAUAUAAGUAUAUGCCAGUCUAUAAUAAACACGUCUUUGCUUUAAGUUA